CGACAAUCUUGUGUCCUCUUUCUUCAUUCCAUCUCUUGAAGAAUCUAUUUUAUCUCCUUUCUCGCACAUAAACACGGAUACACAAAAUGGACGACGGAUCGCAUGCAAUUUAUCUAUCUAUGGUCGAUGAAUGUCUUUGCUUUGUUUGUGACUUAUCGGUAACAACUGUAGAGGGUUGCAUGAACUUGUUUUCACAUGCAAUUCCUCUUUCUCUUUCUUUGCCAUGUUUUUAUACUAUGUAUUUCUAUUUGAGGUCUCAAAAGCCAAGAAGGAACGAAUGCAAGCAAACAAGCAAGCGGAAAGGAUAUAUUCUUGUGGCAUAUUUAAAUUUCUUUUCUUUUUUCUUUUUGUUUUCUUUCUCUCUCAGGGUGUUAGUAAGUGGCGUCUCACUAGGUUGUUAAUGUAGAUGAGAUGGAAUAUGUAAGUGAUGGAUUGUAGUAGUAAGUAGAUGAUACACAUAAUACAGCGAUAUAAAGGGAUAAUCUGUCCAACGAAACAACCAUGCUUCUCGGAUAUGAUAUGAAAUG
Messenger RNA from Aspergillus welwitschiae, 527 nucleotides. RefSeq lists its product as uncharacterized. The transcript has a single exon. Bases 87 to 401 code for a protein of 104 amino acids. NCBI's taxonomy places the organism in Eukaryota, Fungi, Ascomycota, Eurotiomycetes, Eurotiales, Aspergillaceae. The record is from RefSeq and is a predicted model, not a curated record.